AUGCAGGAAGUGGUGCAGGUGGCUGCAGACUUGGGCACACCAGCCAUCCCUGCUGUCUGGUUUCCACAGCAUGAAAUCAUUCCACUGCAACACAUUCAUGCCCUGGUGCUCAUGCUGGUUGUCAGUCUCCUCAAGCCAUGUUUAGGACAGUGGCAGGUGGUUGGGCCAGAGAAGCCCAUCCGGGUCUUUGCUGGGGAGGAUGCAGUGUCCUGCUUCCUCUCUCCUGAGGCAAAUGCCCAUGUCAUGGAAGUGCGGUUCUUCAAAGAACACUUCUCUGACAUAGUCCACCUCUACCAGGAUGGUAAAGACCAGAAAUAUAUGCAGAUGCCAGCCUAUCAAGGGAGAACAGAGCUGGUGAAGGACUUCAUCAUGGAUGGGCAUGUGUUCCUAAGGCUGAAGAAAGUCUCUCCCUCAGAUGCUGGCCUGUAUGGGUGCUGGUUCAGCUCCCAGACUCAUGAGCAGGAGGCCAUCUGGGAACUGCAGGUAACAGAGAUGGGCUCAACUCCUCUCAUUUCCAUUGUGGGAUACAUUGGUGGAGGCAUCCAGCUACUCUGUCAGUCCUCUGGUUGGUUAUCCCAGCCAAUAGUGAAGUGGAAAGGUCCAGAAGGAUUUGUAAUUCCUGCACAAUUCAAAGUGAAUAAAGACAUACAUGGUCGAUUUGAUGUGGAGACCUCCCUGACAGUUCAAGAAAAUUCUGGCAUCAUAUCAUGUUCCAUGCAACUUACUGACCAGAGCCCAGAAGUGAAAUCUAGAUUAUUGAUAGGAGAGACAUUUUUCCAGACUUCACCCUGGUUACCACCUUCUAUUGUACUGAUGCUCCUCUGCAUUGGCGGAUGGGAACUUGAGAAUGAACUGGAAUUGGAAAAGAUGCACAGGUGUACAGAAUGGAGAGAAAUCCAAAAACAUGCAGUGGAGUUGACUCUGGACCCAGACACGGCUCAUCCCAAGCUCUACAUUUCUGAUCUGAAAACUGUAAUAUGGAGAAAUGCUCCCCAAGAAGUGGACAUCUCAGAGAAGAGAUUCAUGAGAAUGUGUGUGGUGACUUCUCAGGGUUUCCAGAAAGGGAGACAUUACUGGGAAGUAGAUGUAGGACAUAACAAAAGGUGGUAUUUGGGAGUGUGCUUCGAUGAUGUGGAUAGGAAGCAGUAUGUGACUUUGUCUCCAAUUAAUGGGUACUGGGUCCUUGGACAAGAGACAGAUAAUUGGUGUUUUGUAUUCAUUCCUGAUAGAGUCCACCUCUUCGUAAGAACAAACCCCACACAAGUGGGUAUCUUCUUGGAUUAUGAGGCUGGGAUCCUCUCAUUCUUUAAUUUAGAUGAUAAGUCCCUCAUCUAUACUCUUACACAUCAGUUUAGAGGCUUAUUAAGACCCUAUAUCCAGCAUUGUCCAUACAAUGAGGAAAAUGUGAGUAGCAUAUUCAUUGGUCCAGUGUCACAGAGAAAGAAGCCUUUUUUAAAAAAGCCUCUACACCCUCCCACUUAG
This is a messenger RNA of Castor canadensis (American beaver), 1482 nucleotides long. The record is from RefSeq and is a predicted model, not a curated record. Lineage: Eukaryota; Metazoa; Chordata; Mammalia; Rodentia; Castoridae.